ACUGCUUUUAAUGGCAUGUGGCUUGUAACUUUACUUCUGCUGUAUUCUUUACAAAAAGUCAAGAGUGAGGAUGUUAUUUCUACGCGACUGUACUUUGUGAACGCCUCCCUGCAGCGGGUGACCUUCUCCAGCUCGGUGGGGGUGUCCCUGCCCUGCCCUGCGGGCGGCGCCCCCCAUGCCGUCCUGCGUUGGUACCUGGCUGCCGGAGACGACAUUUACGACGUACCCCAUAUCCGCCAUGUGCAUGCCAACGGCACCCUCCAGCUCUACCCCUUCUCCCCCUCUGCCUAUAACAGCAUUAUCCAUGACAAUGAAUACUUCUGCACUGCCGAGAACCAGGCAGGCAAGAUUCGCAGCCCCAGCAUUCACAUCAAAGCAGUGUUCAGGGAGCCCUACACAGUCCGUGUGGCUGACCAGCGCUCCAUGCGAGGAAAUGUCGCCGUGUUCAAGUGCCUCAUCCCCUCAGCUGUCCAGGAGUAUGUCAGUGUUGUUUCCUGGGAGAAGGACACCGUCUCUAUUGUCCCAGGUAACCGUUUCUUCCUGACCUCAUAUGGCGCUCUGUAUAUCUCAGAAGUGCAAAAGGAAGAUGCUCUGUCCACCUACCGCUGCAUCACAAAGCACAAGUACAGUGGAGAGACUCGUCAGAGCAAUGGAGCCAGACUCUCUGUUAUGGACCCUACGGAGUCCACCCCAACCGUGCUUGACAGCUUCCAAUCUGGAGAGGUGCAAAUUGGGCACAGUGUCGAGCUUCCCUGCAUCGCAUCCGGAUAUCCAAACCCCACCAUACGAUGGCUAAAGGAUGGGCGGCCAUUACCGGCAGAUUCCCGCUGGACACGGCGCAUCACAGGCCUCACCAUUUCAGACUUGAGGCUGGAAGACAGUGGCAACUACAUCUGUGAGGUCACCAACAGUUUUGGCUCCAAAGAGGUGACAGGUCAUCUCAAUGUUAUAGAGCCACUGCGGGUCACCUUGUCCCCCAAGAACCUGAAGACAGGAAUUAGCAGCACAGUGAUCCUCUCUUGUGCGGUCCAGGGUUCACCUCACUACACUGUCUCGUGGUACAGAAACACAGAACCUGUCCUGCCUGAUCAGCACUUUUCUAUUCAGGGGGCUCACAAUGAGACCCUCUUUAUUUCUGCUGCUCAGAAAAGACAUUCAGGCGCGUAUCAGUGUUUUGCUACUCGCAAGGGCCAAACCGCCCAGGACUUUUCCAUUAUCCUGCUGGAAGAUGGUACCCCACGUAUUGUGGCCUCCUUCAGUGAGCGGGUGGUGGUCCCAGGUGAACCUUUCUCCUUAAUGUGCACUGCCAAAGGAGCCCCUCCUCCAACUAUUACCUGGACUCUGGACGAUGAACCAGUGGCCCGGGACAUGCUGAGGGUGCGGGCCAGCCAGUACACUCUGUCUGAUGGCAGCACUGUGAGCCACGUGAACGUCAGUAACCCGCAGAUCCGCGAUGGAGGAGUGUAUCGGUGCGCCGCACGAAACUCGGCUGGUAGUGCCGAGUACCAAGCGCGCAUAAACGUAAGAGGACCUCCAAGGAUUCGGCCUAUGAAGAAUAUUACAGCUGUAGCAGGAAGAAACACUUUUAUAAACUGUAGAGUGAUUGGCUAUCCCUAUUACUCAAUCAACUGGUAUAAAGAGGGACUUCUUCUGCCUGACAACCAUCGCCAGGUGGUGUUUGAAAAUGGGACUCUCAAAUUAAGUGAUGUUCAAAAAGGAAUGGAUGAAGGGGCUUAUGUAUGCAGUGUACUUAUCCAGCCUCAGCUCUUCAUCACACAGACCGUGUAUGUCACAGUUAAAGUUCCACCUCUGAUCCAGCCGUUUGACUUUCCUCCAACCUCCAUUGGUAAACUGAUGUACAUUGCCUGUGUGGUAGCGUCUGGAGAUAUGCCCAUACGGAUCACUUGGAGAAAGGAUGGACAGGAAAUUGUUCCCUCUUCUGGCAUCACCAUUGACACCAAGGAGUUCAUGAGUUCUCUCCAGAUAUCCAAAGUGUCACUUAAACACAAUGGCAACUACACCUGCAUAGCCAGUAACGAUGCUGCUACUGUGAGCACAGAAAGGCAGCUUACAGUCACAGUGCCCCCUCGAUUUGUGGUGCAGCCAAACAACCAGGAUGGAAUCUAUGGGAAAGCAGGGAUCUUAAAUUGUUCUGUGGAUGGAUACCCUCCUCCAAAGGUUAUGUGGAAACAUGCCAAAGGGGCACUAGGGAACCCACAACAGUACCACCCCGUGCCUCUGACGGGGCGUAUCCAGCUAAUGAGUAAUGGCUCCCUGCUUAUCAGACAUGUGCUUGAAGAAGACCGGGGAUUCUACCUCUGCCAGGCAUCCAACGGUGUGGGCUCAGACAUCAGCAAAAGCAUGGUCCUCACUGUCAAAAUACCGGCAAUGAUCACCAGUCACCCCAAUACUACUAUGGCCAAAAAGGGCCAUGUAAAGGAGCUAAACUGCACUGCCAGGGGGGAGUGGCCUAUCAUUAUUCGCUGGGAGAGGGGUGACACCGUGAUUGACCCGGACCGCAACCCCCGAUAUUCUAUUACAACCAGCCCCAAUGAGAAGACUGACGAGGUGCUGUCGACUCUCAAGCUAAAGCCAGCAGAGCGUGAGGACUCUGUCUUCUUCUCUUGUCAUGCCAUCAAUUCUUACGGAGAAGGACGAGGGCUCAUUCAGCUAACAGUGCAAGAACCACCAGACCCUCCUGAGUUAGAGGUGAGAGAAGUCAAGGAUCGAAGCAUGAACCUUCGCUGGACUCAGAGAUUUGAUGGAAACAGUCCUAUUACUUCCUAUGACAUUGAGUAUAAAAAUAAAACAGAUUCUUGGGAGCUAAAGCAUGCGACACGAAAUAUCUCUCCCACAAAUAAUCAAGCCAACAUUGUGGAUCUCCACCCUGCCUCUGUCUAUAGUAUUCGCAUGUAUUCAUACAACACUAUAGGCAAAAGCGAGGCUAGUAAAGAGCUCACCAUUAGCACAGAGGAAGCACAACCUGAUGGUCCCCCGAUGGAUGUGAUGUUGCAACCAGUGACUUCUCAAAGUAUCAGAGUCACCUGGAAGGCUCCCAGAAAGGAGCUUCAGAAUGGGGUGAUCCGGGGUUACCAGAUUGGUUACAGAGAGAACGGCCCAGGCAGUAAUGGUCAGUACAGCAUUGUGGAGAUGAAAGCUACAGGGGACAGUGAGGUCUACACUCUGGAUAACCUGAAGAAGUUUGCCCAGUAUGGUGUGGUGGUCCAGGCUUUCAACAGAGCUGGCACGGGGCCCUCCAGCACCGAGAUCAACGCAACAACACUCGAAGAUGUUCCCAGCCAGCCCCCUCAAAAUGUACGCGCCAUCUCCGUCACCUCUGACGAGGCUGUCAUCACUUGGGCUGAGCCCCCCAGACUGACCCUGCAUGGGGUCCUAAAGGGGUAUCGUGUUGUUUUCUGGGCUGUUUUUCCAGAUGGAGGUUGGUUAAAAUGGGGUGAAAUGCAAAAUAUUACCACCAUCAAAGAGCAAGUGGAGCUUAAACGUCUGGAGAAGUUCACCAAUUACAGCAUCCAGGUCCUGGCUUAUACUCAGGCUGGUGAUGGCGUCCGGAGCAAUGUGCUUUACAUACAAACCCGAGAAGACUACCCUGGACCUCCAGCUGGUAUAAAAGCUGUGCCCUCAUCUGCCAGUAGUGUUGUAGUAUCCUGGAUACCCCCUCACAAGCCUAAUGGAAUCAUCCGCAAGUACACCAUCUACUGCUCCAGCCCCGGGUUGGGCCAACCGCUUCCCAGUGAAUAUGAGGUCAACCCAGAGCAACUGGUAUACCGUAUUACACACCUGAACCAUCGCCAGCAGUACCUGAUUUGGGCUGCAGCAGUCAACACAGCCGGACGAGGCAACUUCAGUGAUAAGGUCACAGUGGAGCCAGCUGCUAAAUCUCCAGCUAAAAUCCUGUCUUUUGGAGGUACAGUGACCACUCCUUGGAUGAAAGAGGUGCGAUUGCCCUGCAGCUCAGUGGGAGAGCCCUCACCUACAAUAAAAUGGACCAAAGACAGUGAGGACACAGCCAUCCCACUCGCCCUGGAUGGACAGAGAUUCAUCUUAGCUAAUGGCACCUUAGUGCUGCGCUCAGUCAAAGCUGAGGAUUCUGGCUAUUACACCUGCACUGCUACCAACACUCUGGGAUUUGACACUAUCCUAGUCAACCUUGUGGUGCAAGUUCCCCCAGACCAACCCCGUCUAACGGUAUCCACAACUUCCACCUCCUCCAUCACACUGGCCUGGAUACCAGGAGACAAUGGAGGGAGCUCUAUCAGAGGCUUUGUGCUGCAGUACUCAGUAGACAACACAGAAGAAUGGAAGGAUGUAUUUAUCAGUUCAACUGAGCGUUCUUUCAAAUUAGACAAUCUACGCUGUGGAACCUGGUACAAAGUCAAACUCGCUGCCAAAAACAGUGUAGGGGCUGGGCGCAUCAGCGAGAUUAUAGAGGCAAAGACUCAUGGCAGAGAACCUCAAUUCAACAAAGACCAACCAGUUUUUACCCACAUAAACUCUAGUCAUGCUCGCCUUAACCUCCAGGGGUGGGCUAGUGGGGGCUGCCCCAUCAGUGUAGUGACACUAGAGUUUCGACCAAAAGGUACGUGGUCCUGGCAGAGCGUCCGAACCAAUGCCACCACAGAUGUGUUUCUGGCUGAGUUGCGUGAGGCCACCUGGUAUGAAUUGAAGAUGAAAGCCUGCAACAGUGCCGGCUGUGGCAACCAAAGCUCACAGUUUGCCACUUUGGACUAUGAUGGAAGUACAAUCCCACCAAUAAAGUCACCCCUGGAAAAGAAUGAUGACGUCAAAAAGCUGUUUUCCAUUGGAUGUCCAGUGAUUUUAGUAACUCUGGGCGUCGCUCUUCUCUUCAUCAUUAGAAAGAAACGCAAAGAGAAGAGACUUAAGAGACUGAGAGAUGCCAAAAGCUUGGCAGAGAUGCUGAUCAGCAGUAAAAACAACCGCAGCUUUGACACACCAGUGAAGGGGCCUCCUCAAGGCCCACGCCUACAUAUUGACAUCCCCAGGGUGCAGCUGCUGAUCGAGGACAAAGAGGGCAUCAAGCAAAUUGGUGAGGACAAAGCCACUAUUCCUGUGACGGACACUGAGUUCAACCAGACUGGGAACCCUCAGAGUUUCUGCGCAGGUGUGUCAGUGCACCACCAGGCUCUCAUACAGAACACUGGCCCCCUGAUCGAUAUGUCAGAUAUCCGUCCUGGAACUAAUCCAGUGUCACGAAAGAGUGUCAAGUCAGCCCACAGCAUUAGAAAUCGUUACUCGAGUCAGUGGACUCUGACCAAGUGCCAGGCUUCGACACCAGCCCGUACUCUCACCUCAGACUGGCGCACAGUUGGCUCUCAGCAUGGCAUCACUGUGACCGAGAGUGACAGCUACAGCGCCAGUCUCUCACAGGACACAGAUAAGGGUCGAAACAGCAUGGUGUCUACAGAGAGUGCCUCUUCCACCUAUGAAGAGCUGGCUCGAGCUUAUGAACAUGCCAAGCUGGAAGAGCACCUACAGCAUGCCAAAUUUGAGAUCACGGAGUGUUUCAUUUCUGACAGCUCAUCUGACCAAAUGACAACAGGAACCAAUGACAAUGCAGACAGUAUGACAUCCAUGAGCACACCAUCAGAACCUGGUAUUUGCCGUUUCACUGCCUCACCCCCAAAACCCCAGGACUACGACCGUGGCAAGAAUGUAGCUGUGCCCAUACCACACCGUGCAAAAAGUGACUACUGCAAUUUACCCCUCUACAUGAAGUCAGAUCCUUUCUUCAGAAAGCAGUCGGAGCAUCAUGACCCCUGUCCAGUGGUCCCACCCGAAGCCUCUAUUCGUGGGUUGGCCCAGCGGUACCUCCAGGGCCGUCAUAUGACUAUGGACUCAAAACAGUCCCUGACCAUGGGCCAUUCUGGCCUAACCUCCUCUGGGGUUUCCUCUGGGGCCACAGGGGGUGCAGGGGCAAGUGGAGGCUUGUCUGCCAGCUCCAGUAGCUCCACACUUCCUCAGAGGACUCUCACUAUGCCUAGCUCUUCAGCAGCAUCAGCCCAGAGUACUGCUGCAGCUGCCUCUGCCUCUGCCUCUGGCGGAGGGGCAGCAGGGGCCAUGGGGGGACCUUCCUCAAAGAUGGGAGGAUCCAGAGACUCUCUCCUGGAGAGCAGUUCUUCAGGUUUGGGCAGACUGCAGAAACAGAGGGAUGGAGCGUACUCCAAAUCCUACACACUCGUGUAG
Messenger RNA from Boleophthalmus pectinirostris (great blue-spotted mudskipper), 6222 nucleotides. Its product is annotated as cell adhesion molecule DSCAML1. Gene Ontology annotation, biological process: dendrite self-avoidance; homophilic cell-cell adhesion; axon guidance. Gene Ontology annotation, molecular function: cell-cell adhesion mediator activity. The record is from RefSeq and is a predicted model, not a curated record. NCBI's taxonomy places the organism in Eukaryota, Metazoa, Chordata, Actinopteri, Gobiiformes, Gobiidae. Gene Ontology annotation, cellular component: plasma membrane; axon.